AUGUUUGCUCAACAUUUUUUAAAAUAUUUAUGUUUCUCUCUUUUGUUUUUCUCUUUUGCUGAACAACAUAAUGUUUUUGCCUCCCAACAAAAACAUGCAAAAACAAGUUUAAUUAAAAAUGAAAGAAAUGAACAACAAAAACAACAACUAAAACCCUCAAAACAACCCCCAAAACAAACAAAAACAUCAAAACAAACAAAAACAACAUUGUUUACAACAACUAAAACACCAAAAACAUUGAAAACAACACAACAACCCCCUUGUCUUUUACAAGAUUCUGUUCAUAGAAAAAGUGUUUUGACUGAUGUUUUGUCGGGGUAUGACAAAACUGUUCUUCCUUCUAAUGAAAGUGUUGUUGUUAGUGUUGAAUUGACUGUUCAGGCAAGUUUUGUUGUUUAUUGUUUGGAUAGGUCUUUCGAUAUUUCCACAAUCUCAGAAAUCACUGGUUCAUUUGUUGCAGAUGUCUGGUUUUCUCAAAUUUGGCUUGACCCUCGAUUAGAAUAUUGGAAUUAUUCGUGUAAAUCUAAUCUUUCGUUAGACUCUUCUGUUGCGGAUAAGCUUUGGACACCAAAUGUUUGUUUUGUUAACAGCAAAGAAACAAAAGUACAUCGUUCACCCAGCAAUAAUGUUUUAUUGAUAAUAUAUCCAAAUGGCACAAUAUGGUUGAAUUAUCGUGUUAGAGUUAGUGGUCCCUGUACUUUUACACUGUCCCAAUUUCCCUUAGAUCAUCAAGAAUGUGUUUUGAUUUUUGAAUCUUAUUCUUACAAUAUUGCAGAAGUCCGUCUAAUAUGGCAAGAAUGGGCACCAGUUACUAUACCUCCACCUGAAGCUCUUCAAUUACCCGAUUUUCAUUUUUAUAAUGUUAGCUGGGAGACACAAAUGAAUGAAUACACUGCAGGUGCUUGGGACCAAUUGAAAGUAACAUUUCGUUUUAAACGUUUAUAUGGCUAUUAUAUACUCCAAAUGUAUUUACCAACAUAUUUGUCUGUUUUUAUCUCUUGGAUUGCUUUUUGGCUUGAUUCACGUGCCUUGCCUGCAAGAAUAACUUUGGGUGUUUCUAGUCUUAUGGCUUUAACUUUUCAAUUUGGAAAUGUUGUUAAAAACCUUCCUAGAGUUAGCUUUGUUAAGGUAAAUAAAUUAAAAAGUUUGUCUUGUAUAAAUAAAGAAAGAAAAAAAGUAUGUCGGGUAGAAAAACUCCAGCACUUGUAA
This is a messenger RNA of Meloidogyne enterolobii, 1209 nucleotides long. Lineage: Eukaryota; Metazoa; Nematoda; Chromadorea; Rhabditida; Meloidogynidae. The record is from the annotation of a GenBank genome assembly.